This is a messenger RNA of Alexandromys fortis (reed vole), 1527 nucleotides long. RefSeq names its product CD74 molecule (gene Cd74). Bases 135 to 974 code for a protein of 279 amino acids. Lineage: Eukaryota; Metazoa; Chordata; Mammalia; Rodentia; Cricetidae. The transcript is spliced from 9 exons. Gene Ontology annotation, biological process: positive regulation of ERK1 and ERK2 cascade; positive regulation of peptidyl-tyrosine phosphorylation; T cell activation involved in immune response. The record is from RefSeq and is a predicted model, not a curated record. Gene Ontology annotation, cellular component: membrane; cell surface; cytoplasm. Gene Ontology annotation, molecular function: cytokine receptor activity; MHC class II protein binding; macrophage migration inhibitory factor binding.
AGGUUCCUCCCAGCACCAGCUUCAAGAGGUGAUCCUGGGGCUCAAGGGUCCCAGACGAAGAGGAGGAGCGGCGGCAGCAGCAACAGCAGCAGCAGCAGCAGCAGCAGCAGCACCUGUCGAGAAGACUAGAGGCCAUGGAUGACCAGCGCGACCUCAUCUCCAACCAUGAGCAGCUGCCUAUGCUGGGCCAGCGCCCUAGAGCCCCAGAAAGGUGCAGCCGCGGGGCCCUGUACACCGGCUUUUCUGUCCUGGUGGCUCUGCUCUUGGCUGGGCAGGCCACCACGGCUUACUUCCUGUACCAGCAGCAGGGCCGUCUAGACAAACUGACCGUCACCUCCCAGAACCUGCAACUGGAGAGCCUUCGCAUGAAGCUUCCUAAAUCUGCCAAACCUGUCAGCCAGAUGCGGAUGGCUACCCCCUUGCUGAUGCGGCCACUGCCCAUGGAAAACAUGCUCCACGGGCCUGUGCAGAAUGUUACUAAGUACGGCAACAUGACGCAGGACCACGUGAUGCACCUGCUCCUGAGGUCUGGACCCCUGAUGUACCCACAGCUGAAGGGAACCUUUCCGGAAAACCUGAAGCAUCUUAAGAACUCCAUGGAUGGUCUGGACUGGAAGGUCUUUGAGAGCUGGAUGAAACAGUGGCUCUUGUUUGAAAUGAGCAAGAACUCUCUGGAGGAGAAGCCCACCGAGGCUCCGCCUAAAGCUUCAGGGCUGACCAAGUGCCAGGAAGAGGUCAGCCACAUCCCUGAUGUCCAUCCGGGUGCGUUCCGUCCCAAGUGCGAUGAGAACGGCAACUAUAUGCCGCUCCAGUGCUACGGGAGCACUGGCUACUGCUGGUGUGUGUUCCCCAACGGCACUGAGGUCCCUCACACCAAGAGCCGCGGGCGCCAUAACUGCAGUGAGCCACUGGACCUGGAAGACCCAUCUUCUGGCCUGGGUGUGACCAAGCAGGAUGUGGGCCUAGCCAUGUGAAGACAGAGGCUGGCUCUGCACAGCGGCAGCUUUCCUGCUCUCCUGUGGUGCCCCAGCCUUCCUGCCUUCCCUGACAGUCACAUCCCACUUCUUGUCUCCCUGCACCUUGGGGCUUAAGGCUGGUUCUGCGUCAUCAUCCCUGGACACGACAAAUAAAAUCAGAACAGAAUGAGGAUGCUGGAGGGAGGGCCCUGCUGCCCAGCCCUAUCUAAAGGGACACAAAGCUCAGAGUGGGCAAUGCUAGGUGGACCCCAUUUCUGACCCAUUAGCAGUCUCCAGUGUGGGGCUUUGAGAUGUAGGCCCACAGACAGGGAUAAGGGGUACUCAACCCUUAACCCACACUGAACACCUCUGCUGUCUUCUCAAGGAAGAACCCAGGCCCUCCUCCCAGCAACCCUUCCUCACUUCCUGCCAACCCCCCCCCCCCCCCCCCCCCCCCCCCCCCCCCCCCCCCCCCCCCCCCCCCCCCCCCCCCCCGGGUUCCUUGCUCAGCCAAGCUUAUCAGCAGCCUGUAGGAUCAUGGCUCACGUGACAAUAAAAGGUAGUAAGUAAA